Messenger RNA from Aspergillus pseudotamarii, 1199 nucleotides. Its product is annotated as SCP2 sterol-binding domain-containing protein. The record is from RefSeq and is a predicted model, not a curated record. The transcript has 3 exons. Gene Ontology annotation, cellular component: cytosol. The coding region runs from base 293 to 682 and encodes 129 amino acids. Lineage: Eukaryota; Fungi; Ascomycota; Eurotiomycetes; Eurotiales; Aspergillaceae.
AAUCACAGGAGUGAGAUCCAGGAAAAAAGGGCUCUGUGAAAGCCUCGGUCCGUAUGACAAGGCAUGAAAUCCCGCGACCGCCCUCCAUUCACAUGCCCACACCCCCCGAACACUCCGGGGAAGCUUGACGUUCCUGAUUUUUUAAAUCCCCAGACUCUUUCUAUUUAAAUCUUCCCUCUCUCUCUGUCUCUCCCUCUUUCCUGAGACACACGACUAUUCCAUCUAUCCACUACCUUUCACUCACCCACUACUAUAUACAUCCCUUCACAAUCGUGGUAUCACAACUGUAACCAUGUCUCUCAAGAACGACGCUUUCCCUUCCUCCGCUGCUUUCGAUGCGAUCAACGCCGCUCUCCAGAGCGACGCUGCUGAGCGCAAGGACGCUGUCGACAAGGCCAAGGCCAUCGUCGCUUUCAACCUGAAGAACGAGAAGGGCCAGGAAGAGAGCUGGUACCUCGACCUCAAGGACAAGGGCGAGGUAGGCAAGGGUGCUCCUCAGGGGGGUAAAAAGGCUGAUGUGACUCUGUCCCUCUCCGACUCUGACUUCGCUUCCCUGGUUAGCGGAAAGGCCAACGCCCAGAGACUCUUCAUGGGAGGCAAGCUCAAGAUCAAGGGUAACAUCAUGAAGGCGACCAAGAUGGAGCCCGUGCUGAAGAAGGCCCAGGGCAAGGCCAAGCUAUAGAUACCCAGUUGCGUUGUGUCGUAUUUCGGUUGAAUGUACAUUUUUGUUCGUCUUAUGAAUAUUUUUCCUUUAUCUUUUUCUUUUUCUUUUCCUAUUUUCUCUUUUUGGUUUGUGUAGGGCAAGAAGCCACUUGUAAAGCCUACGCUCUUGCUUUAUCUACAGAGCAUACUUAGUAUGAGACAUGACCAUUGCAGAUCAUUUUCUUUUGCCGUAAUAUAUACUCCAUAACACAAUAGGCAUGGUGUGGUAGGAGCACCAGUGGAUAGGUACACUUUCUUCUGCAUAUUAAUGUUUCUGGAUACUACGAAGGUUGUAACCUCCUAACCUGUAUACUUUGCCUUAUGAUUGUCGUUGUCAACUGAUCAAAAAUCGUUCGGAUGUUAACAACUUAACAUGGCAACACCCGGAAUAUAUUUUAUUGCGGAUAUCCGGACCCCAUGUUGACAUCAUGAUACAUGACAUCAAAUCUUUGGACUUUUUUCAACCGGACUACCAAUAAACACCCCUUGAAGAUAAU